UUUGAUCAUAAUACAAAUUGGUUAAUUCUCUAAUUCAAUCAUAUACCACCCAACUUCACCUUUAACUCUUCAUAUUCAAAUCCUUUAUAAUAUUUACUGUUGGUUAUUUCAACAGUUGACAUUGCAUUAACACCGAUCACGAUCCUGUAUUCCCUGUUCCAUUACCCCGCGGCUUGACCGGAAUCCGCGUUACCUCAAAAAAUCACAUAGUUGAUUGAACGAUAAGGCUAGUUUAGAUUGUUAUAUAGGGCGGAAGAGAAAGAAAUGAGUUCUGAGGCCGUCGAAAAGAUGUCGCCGGCUACGCGUGAGGUAUUGGGUAAGGUGCGCCAGCUGGUGCCACCUAUGCUGGAGAAGUUUCAUAAAGGUCAAUUGGGUCGUGUGGCCGUCAUCGGCGGCAGCGAGGACUACACCGGAGCACCGUACUUCUCCGCUAUGGCGAGCGCCCGUUUGGGCUGCGAUAUGUCCCACGUAAUAUGCACACCCGCCGCAGCCGCCGUGAUCAAGACGUACAGCCCAAACCUAAUGGUUCAUCCACUAAUGCGGCAGUCUCCCUCCCCAUCAUCUUCUAACCCCAGCUCUUCCGAUCCAGAUACAGACCCAGCUCAGAUCUCAAGCCGCAUCAUCGACAUGCUACCUCGUCUCCACGCACUCGUCGUGGGUCCAGGGCUAGGCCGAGACCCGUUAAUGCACGAAACAUGCGCACGCGUCCUAGCCGCAGCACGCGAGCGGCAGAUGCCCGUAGUCCUAGACGCAGAUGCUUUAGCCAUCGUCAUAAAAACGCCGGAAUUAGUCAUGGGAUGGCGGGAAGUAGUUCUCACGCCCAAUGUAGUCGAAUUCGGGCGUUUGUGGAAAGGCAUAAAGCCCUCUUCCUCAUCCCCCGAAGCUAACAGUGGCGCCGAUUCCCCAAACCAAGUUGAAGCGCUAUCCAAGGCGCUAGGAGGUGUGACGAUUGUGCAGAAGGGCGGUACGGAUUUGAUUAGUAACGGCGGGACGACGCUGAAGGUGGAUUUACGGGGUGGAUUGAAGAGGAGCGGGGGACAGGGUGAUACGUUGACGGGCAGUAUUGCGACGUUUUUGGCUUGGAGGAAGGCGUAUCUUGAUCGUAUUUGGGAGCAUGAUGGGAAGCUAAGUGAGGAGGAGACGCUUGGGUUGGCGGCGUUUGGGGGUGCGGCUAUUACGAGGGAAUGUUCCCGCCUUGCUUUUGAAAAGAAAGGCAGGAGUUUACAAGCCAGCGACCUGACGGAUGAAGUCCAUACCGCAUUUCUGACCGUCAUUGGCGAGUCGGAAAAUCAAGGAAAGGGUUAUAGUCUUAAGUCAGGGACACAGUCAAGACUAUAGAUGAGAGGUAAAUCUUGUUUGCCUCAUACUACUGCAUUCUACUCUUAGGUGCCUUAGUCCGCACAUUAGGGCCCCCGACUCGCUAGUCUUACGAGAGCUGAUCAAAAGAAAUAUUAUUAAAUGUGUAAUUAUAUGCAGAUCUCUCGGCCGAGAUAACGGUAUAACAACCCUUCCACAUAAAUCGAUAGCCUUUUGCUUUGUAGAUCGACAAAAGGUCGUGUACCUGCCUGAGGAUGCCGGAGAAUGUCGUGCAAUGUUGCGUGCACUAGGACCUUCCCGUAAAUACUGAAAUUUUUACAGCGAUGCGACUACGGGUAUGAGGUCAAGUGGGAACCAGAGCCACCGUGUGCAUAUUAUGCAUGCGUGUAAUGGCGACACACAUCAUCUCAUCAAAGCACAACCUUACAAGGAGCAUGCCAUAAUACCUAGGUAGUUCGGGCUUCAUGACCUCCCGCAAAGGGUCCGUGUCCCUAGGUAGGUACACUAUUCGUGGAGGUUGAUUGAGGGGGUCGAGUCGAGUUAGGUAAUACAAACUGCGGUAAUCAUGGAUUGUGACAGCUUCGAUUCCCAGGGAUUGGCCGAUUCUCGCACGUUCCUGAUGUUGUGAAUGUAAAAACCCUACUCGGAGAAAUUUUCAUACGCAUAUGUCCCUCAAAGCACAAUCACAGGGGGUGAUGGAUUAUGUGAUAGAAGGGUGGAAGGGGAAGAUCAGUAUCAUGUAAGGUCUGGAUAAAACCCAGUGUCC
Hypoxylon trugodes is the source of this 2083-nucleotide messenger RNA. Its product is annotated as Ribokinase-like protein. Bases 265 to 1338 code for a protein of 357 amino acids. The record is from RefSeq and is a predicted model, not a curated record. Gene Ontology annotation, biological process: metabolite repair. The transcript has 5 exons. Gene Ontology annotation, molecular function: ATP-dependent NAD(P)H-hydrate dehydratase activity. Lineage: Eukaryota; Fungi; Ascomycota; Sordariomycetes; Xylariales; Hypoxylaceae.